This is a messenger RNA of Brassica rapa (field mustard), 822 nucleotides long. RefSeq lists its product as uncharacterized. The record is from RefSeq and is a predicted model, not a curated record. Gene Ontology annotation, molecular function: nucleic acid binding; zinc ion binding. Lineage: Eukaryota; Viridiplantae; Streptophyta; Magnoliopsida; Brassicales; Brassicaceae.
AUGGAGUUGGAUAAGGUUUUUCCGAAGCUUAUUGCCCUUGAUGAUAAACAAGGCAGCAUUUUCUUGGUUAAUGUGGACUAUACGUGGAUUCCAUCAACUUGUGAAAGAUGUGGAAACUUAGGCCAUAAAGCGAAGAGAUGUCUUCUCCCUUCUAAGCCUCAACAUGAUCCAAACUUGCAGCAAAAAGAAAAGGAUAAAAUUAAUGAUGAGGUUCCUGUUGUGGAUAUUGAUCUCAUCUUACAGCAAAGAGAAAAGGAUACUUCCUCUUCAGCAGAUAUCUAUCUAAACAACCCAUUGAUUAAUGGUGCUUCCCUGACUGCUGUUUCAGCACAUGAUAUUCCUCUACUUCAUCAAAUGAAAGAGCUCAAUGUCCCUUCUGUAGUUUCAGCCGCUGAAAUAAGCCAAUCCUUGCAAUCUGAUUUGGAGGUAGCUCCUCCUCUCUUUACGGUUUCUUCUGAUGUUUCUGUGGAUUGCCAAAGUACAUCAAACAACACUUUAUCUCCAUUAGUAGAUUCUCAAUCUACUCCCAUUACCGCAGCCAUUAUGGAUUCAGUUCCAUCAAACAUUAUCAACAAGGAAGUCCAAACACCAUCCAUUGUUGAUAUUUUAACCACAUCACUUCAAGUUAGUGAAUUUGAGAGUCCUUCUCGUUUCACUGUGCUAGAAGAAGUGGAUGAAGUUGAAUCAGAGCAUAUGAGCUCCCUCAGCUUGACAAGGGGUGGGAGAGAGACAAAACCUCCUAUCAAAUUUCAAGACUUGGAAUGGAAGACAAUGCAAGGGAAAGGUAAACGUGGCCGAUGUGGUCGUGGAUCUUCUCAUUAG